Molecule: messenger RNA, 1549 nt
Organism: Oppia nitens
Lineage: Eukaryota; Metazoa; Arthropoda; Arachnida; Sarcoptiformes; Oppiidae
Product: ovochymase-like
Exons: 6
Coding region: 2-1549 (515 amino acids)
Biological process (GO): proteolysis
Molecular function (GO): serine-type endopeptidase activity
Source: RefSeq, a predicted model, not a curated record
GAUGAUUGAUUUAAAACUAAAUCUAUUUAUAUUAUUUAUAGCAUUCAAUCUGAAUUUGUUGUCUGUCUAUACAUACGAUGAUGAGUCCGAUACUAAUGCUGAUAUUACCCGAAUGAUUGGUGGACGAGAUGCCAAUCCUAAAGCCUAUCCCUGGAUGGCCCAACUUAAUACUACUUUUUCUAAUUAUAUAAAUGGUUGUGGUGGUAGUAUUAUCGAUAAACAAUGGGUUUUGACUGCUGCUCAUUGUGUGUAUAAUAAAAAUGUUUUAUACAAGCAAGUUAGUGUUGGAUUAGGAAAACACAAAAUGUCCGAUAACCAACAUGAUAAAACAGUUUAUUUAGCUGCUUCAGAUGUUAUUGUUUAUCCUGGUUAUGUUGAAAACGGUUCACAUAAUGAUAUAGCUUUAAUAAAACUUAACGAAACUCUUGAUUUCGACGAUAAGCACUCCUUUCUGCAAAAAAUUGAUUUGAUAAAACCUUUCUAUACAAUUAAUGGUAGCACUUGUGUGGCCACUGGUUGGGGUAUGACAAAAAAUAACGAAAUUAGUUCGGAUAUUUUACAAGAAGCAGAUUUAUCAAUUAUUGAUUCCCAUCUAUGUGACAAUAGACUAAUAUUAAAUAAUAAAUCACGUAUUAUCGAUAAAAAUACUGAAUUAUGUGCCUUUAAUCCAUAUAAACGUGUCUGUAUGGGUGACAGUGGUGGACCACUUAGUUGUAAAUUAUAUAAUUUAAAUAAAUGGGUGAUCGUUGGUGUCGCUUCUUUCACUGGACUUGGAUGCCAAAUUGAUAGAACUCCUGGUAUCUAUACUAAUGUUGAAGCAUAUUUGGAUUGGAUUGAUAAGUCAAUCAAAACUGACAAACUAUUAAAUAGUAUGUUAAAUGAUGCAAAAACAUUCAAUCUGAAUUUGUUGUCUGUCUAUACAUACGAUGAUGAGUCCGAUACUAAUGCUGAUAUUACCCGAAUGAUUGGCGGACGAGAUGCCGAUAUUAAAACCUAUCCGUGGAUGGCCGUUUUUGGGAGUUAUUUUCAUAAUAUUGAGAAUAUUACGCUUUGUGGUGGUAGUAUAAUUGAUAAACAAUGGAUUUUGACUGCUGCUCACUGCUAUUGUUCAUCCAGCAUUCUUUUUUGGAAAAAAAUUAAUUUGCCAAAAUCAAUCUAUCCAAUUAAUUUUAACUCAUGUGUGGCUACCGGUUGGGGUAAAAAACAUGAUAACGAAACGAAUUCGGAUAUUUUACAAGUAGCAGAUUUAUCAAUUCUCGAUCCCCGCAAAUGUGACAAUGCACUAAAACUUGAUGGUAAACAACGUUUUAUCAAUGAAAAUACUGAAUUAUGUGCCCAUAAUUCAAAUAAACGUAUCUGUGAAGGUGACAGUGGCGGACCACUUAAUUGUAAAGUAUAUAUUAGUAAUAAAUGGGUUGUCGUGGGUGUCGCUUCUUUCACUGGACUUGGAUGCAAUAUUGAUAAUACUCCUGGCAUCUAUACUAAGGUUUCAGCAUAUUUGCCGUGGAUUAAUGAUACAAUCAUUACUGACAAAAUAGUAAAUAAAUAA